AUGGAUUUCCUAUACACCCAUUUGAUAUGGAAGCCUCCCUUUCCCACUCAGUCCUUCGCGGGCCGGACCGUCAUCGUGACCGGAUCCAACAGUGGCAUUGGCCGAGAAGCAGUGCGUCAUUUUGUGCGCCUCAACGCUGAUCGUGUGAUCAUUGCGGUUCGCAACCUCGAGGCCGGAGAAGAAGCGAAGGCCGACAUCGAACGCACCACGAAGCGGACAGGCGUCGCGGAAGUCUGGAAACUUGAUCUGAGCAGCUACGAUAGUGUCAAGGCCUUUGCUGCUCGUGCUCAGCGCGAGCUCGAGCGCCUCGAUAUCGCCGUACUCAACGCCGCCGUCGCCACGGGGAAGUAUGGCAAUCCAGAAGGUCUGGAGAGCCAUAUCACCGUGAACUUCGUCUCGACCUUCAUGCUCUUGAUCCUCCUUUUGCCCCUUAUGCGAUCAACCGCACAGAAGCUCAAGCCUGGGGAGGAUCAACCACAUAUGUGCGUGGUCGGCUCUGGCAUUCAUCAUUGGCUCAAACUGCCACCAGCUGAAUACCCUGAAGGCGAAAUCCUAGCCAGACUCUCAAGAGUCGAGGCUUUCCCCAACGAGCAAGGAGUUACAAAGACUCCAGCGAAUUACAUCUUGUCGAAGCUGCUGACGGCCCUGGUCACGCGCGAGAUCGCACCGGCUAUCAACCCCAACGAAGUCAUCUUCAACCACAUUUGUCCGGGACUGGUCAAGUCGGGUCUGAGGCGAGAAUUGACCGGAGCACUUGCAUCCGUGGCCGACAGUGUUGCCAGAACACAGGAAGUGGGCAGCAGGACAUUGAUGGCCGGUGCCGUGGCGCCGAAGGAGAGCCACGGCAAGGCCAUGAGCAAUGCUAAGGCUCAGCCAGAGCCGGCCAGGGGUACCGACGCCGGAUUUAGCAAAUUUGUGUUGAGUGAGGACGGGAAGAUAAUGCAGGGGAGAGCAUGGAGAGAACUUAAGGCCAUCUUGGAGAGGGAAGGGGUUGAUGUCAAGGCAGCAUUGGGUCCCAAAUAA
Molecule: messenger RNA, 1023 nt
Organism: Cyphellophora europaea CBS 101466
Lineage: Eukaryota; Fungi; Ascomycota; Eurotiomycetes; Chaetothyriales; Cyphellophoraceae
Exons: 1
Coding region: 1-1023 (340 amino acids)
Source: RefSeq, a predicted model, not a curated record